Molecule: messenger RNA, 1652 nt
Organism: Hipposideros armiger (great roundleaf bat)
Lineage: Eukaryota; Metazoa; Chordata; Mammalia; Chiroptera; Hipposideridae
Gene: LPAR6
Product: lysophosphatidic acid receptor 6
Exons: 1
Coding region: 526-1560 (344 amino acids)
Biological process (GO): positive regulation of Rho protein signal transduction; phospholipase C-activating G protein-coupled receptor signaling pathway
Cellular component (GO): plasma membrane
Molecular function (GO): lysophosphatidic acid receptor activity
Source: RefSeq, a predicted model, not a curated record
UUAAAAGGAGCAAAGCAGUACAUGAGACCAACUGGGAAUGUUUAAGUCUCUGAAACUCUGCACUGAAAAGCAAAAUGAAAUGGCUAACUUUAGCUUAACCGCUCUGGAGCAUGAAGAAACUUUAAUUUUGGAUUAUCAUCCUGACUACUGAAACCCAAGUUUACCAGACAAGUACAUUUAUUCUGUUUCAAGACACAGCGUUUCUUUAACAUUUAUAAUCCAAUGAGUUGGCUUCAAUGACUACAUUUUUCAAAGGUUGCUUGUUGGUUAACUAAGCCCUGGAUUUACAGAUUUUCUGGUGACUAGAAAAUGAGACCAUUGAAGAACAAAGUGGAAACUUUAUAACAAAAGAUUUCACGUUUCUUUUGGAAGUUCUGGAGAAAAGGGAAAUACUGAUAAAACCAUCCAAAGAUCCAAAGGGUUUGCAAAUACACUGGAGGUUUUAAAGUGGCCACAAUCUGAAUACCAAAGCACGCUGCUGCAGACCAAAGGACUUCAACACUUGUAGGCUGGACCUGCCUUACAAUGGUAAGCCUUAACAGUUCCCUCUGCUUCUACGAUGACUCCUUUAAGUACACUCUGUAUGGGUGCAUGUUUAGCAUGGUGUUUGUGCUGGGGUUAAUAGCCAACUGUGUUGCCAUAUACAUUUUCCUCUGCGUCCUCAAAGUGCGAAAUGAAACUACAACGUACAUGAUUAACUUGGCAAUGUCAGACUUGCUUUUCGUUUUUACUUUACCCUUCAGGAUUUUUUACUUUACAACACAGAAUUGGCCAUUUGGAGAUUUACUUUGCAAAAUUUCAGUGAUGCUGUUUUACACCAACAUGUAUGGAAGCAUUCUGUUCUUAACCUGCAUUAGUAUAGAUCGAUUUCUGGCAAUCGUCUACCCAUUUAAGUCAAAGACUCUAAGAACAAAACGAAAUGCAAAAAUUGUUUGCAUUGCUGUCUGGUUGACUGUGAUCGGAGGAAGUGCACCAGCAGUUUUUUUUCAGUCUACCCACUCUCAGGGGAACAAUACCUCAGAAACCUGCUUUGAAAAUUUUCCAGAAGACACAUGGAAAACAUAUCUCUCACGGAUUGUAAUUUUUAUUGAAAUAGUGGGAUUUUUUAUUCCUCUAAUUUUAAAUGUAACUUGUUCUAGUAUGGUGUUAAGAACUUUAAAUAAACCUGUUACAUUAAGUAGAAGCAAAAUAAACAAAACUAAAAUUUUAAAAAUGAUUUUUGUACAUUUGAUCAUAUUCUGUUUCUGUUUUGUACCUUAUAAUAUCAACCUUAUUUUAUAUUCUCUUAUGAGAACACAGACAUUUGUGAAUUGCUCAGCAGUGGCAGCAGUAAGGACCAUGUACCCAAUUACACUCUGCAUUGCUGUUUCAAACUGUUGCUUUGACCCAAUAGUUUACUACUUCACGUCAGACACAAUUCAGAAUUCAAUAAAAAUGAAAAACUGGUCUUCUAGGAGAAACGACUCCAGGUUCUCCGAAAUUCAAGCCUCAGAGAACUUUAUUCAACAUAACCUACAGACCUUAAAAAAUAAGAUAUUUGACAGUGAGUCUACAAUAUAAGCUGCCUGAAAUAAAAACCACUGGGACUUCACUGAGACAGACAGAACCUCCAAGUUUCUUCAACUGUGAAAAGUUUUUUUCUUGGACAACUA